AGAGCAGGACCUGAAUAAAGGCGGGAUGGACGGCAUAGCGCUGAAGCAGGAGGGCCAUCAAUGGCGGGGAGAUCUUGAGUGGGUCGAUGGAGCCGACGGAGUAGAUGGAGCUAUCCGCAUCUCACCAGGCUUCAUUAGCUAGUGUCCUCCAGCUGAGAUAAGGCCCGGCCUGAAGAUAAGGGAGCAAGCGUACAUGAUCCUCACAUUUACCCCACCUGGAAUAGCCGGUUCCGUGGUGAGGGCCGAGUGGAGGGACUGUGGUGUGGUGUGGAUGGUUGAUCCGCGGUGGUCUGGAUUGCGCUGUGAAUAUGGAAUAUGGGUCUCAGAGACUGGAGCAGGCAGGCAGUGUACUGACCAUCGUAGACAUCGGUCACUCGAACCCGAGUUUCAUUCUUCUCGUGCAGGUAAGACCGCCACAGAGAAAGAGAGUCGCUGGCGGCCGUCAUCUUCGCUCCUUGCAUCUCCGUUCUCCGUCCCACGAACACGCAUGCACUCUCCGUUUGUUAUCUUGGCCCUUUUCGGUGGGUUGACAAUGCUAUCUUUUAUACUCUCUACUCGAACCAGGAGAGAAUUCUCAAUAGAAAAAAUUUUGCCCUCUGCCUUCGCUCCACUGCGCCUUCGAAUAACCGCCAAUCGGGGUUUGCCGGGAGUUGGCAAGGCUGAGGGGGUCUCGAAGCAAUCUGAAGUAUGUACAGCCUUCUCCCUCCUGGGAAUCAGCAGCAGGCAGGGUGGCGCUAAUUGUCUCGCUAACAGAGGCCUGGCGUCCCGGACAACCCCGUCGAAGCCCAUCGGUCAUCCUCGCUGGCCUCAGCCGCACCCGACUAAAACUGCAUGGGAUCAGCGAUCGCAAUCAUCCGACCAGCCACCUGGCCUCCGUCAUUCCCCCGUCUGCUGCGCCCUCGCCCGGCUCCUCAGUUCAAGUACCAUAUCCCUACAAGCCACCGGGUCGGUCAGCCGGGUCUAAGCAGGCCGAUGUCAGACGCUCAGUCAAAACACAUACUCUAGUUCGUCCUGUUUGAUGAAGUCAGCCUUUGCGUGCCUUCGGAGAGCCUAGGCAGUA
Molecule: messenger RNA, 1060 nt
Organism: Aspergillus sclerotioniger CBS 115572
Lineage: Eukaryota; Fungi; Ascomycota; Eurotiomycetes; Eurotiales; Aspergillaceae
Exons: 2
Coding region: 194-964 (256 amino acids)
Source: RefSeq, a predicted model, not a curated record